GUUUGGCCCAAAAUGGCUGGAGCGAAGCAGAAAUGCGAAUCGACUAUUUUGCCAAGUAUUAUUUGAAAAUGACCUCGUCCGUAGAGUGACCGUGCCGCCUCCAGGUCUCUGGAGAUCCAGGGGGGACUGUGGAGAGUUGGGGGGGGCUGGACCACGACCUAGGAUCCAUCUCAUGACAAAAGAAAAUCAUCAAAUAGCUGGUUCCCAGUGAGUCCAGGCAUUCAAAUGAAGAGUCUUCAGUUCCGCAGCAUUGCCCCCAAGGCCCCAGUCAUUGUGCCUUCCCCAUCUUCUGCAGUCCUAUCCUGCCAGCCUCCCACUGCCCUUCCUGAAGCGAAUAGUGGAGCCAGCCCUAAAUCCAUCGUUGUGCCGACUCAAAACUAUGCACUGAUGCAAAUUGCUGGUCAGGAUGGCACAUUCUCUCUGGUGGCACUGCCCCCUUCUGUCUCCUCUCAGACAACACAGCAGCAACAUCCCCAAACCCAGUCCAUCCAAAAGAAUCUUAAACUGCCCAUACCUAGAUACAAGCCUCUACGGAGAAUAGGGACCACAGAUAAGGGUAGAUCACCACCAACAGCUCUUAGGGUGAAAGCUGCUUCUAGGGCUGCUGGGACCCAGACAAAAACGCGAGUGAGAAGCACGUCGGCAUUGAUCAAGAAAGGGAGAGUCGAGUGCGCAGUCACUCAAACGCAAAAGUCAAAAGAGGAAGCGUCAGAACACAUCAUGUUUAUCGACCCAGCGCAUUCUGAAAUCUCUGUCCCUGCUCUUUUGCCAGACAAUGCUGUCCUUUACCCGGGUGCCCAAUUAGAACAAGCCUCAGUUGAAGGUGAUCAAUCCGCAACGACAGGCGGUACUCAAAAUCCACCCCUGCCUACUCCUCUCCCAGCUGCUCUCAAAGCUUCCCCAGGAAAAUCCAAGGAGCAAAGUGGCACUAAGACCAAGAUGUGCCAAUCUAAGACUGCAUCAGCUCAGCCUCCAAACAGCAUCACUGUUAUUUCUCCAGCCAUCUUCAGUAAAGCACUGCAGAUUAUCCCUUCCCCUCCCAAGGGUAAACUCCCCAUUCUUCCCUACUCUACAAUGAAGACCACACUCAUUCCAGCUGCCAAGCUCAAUUUGUCCCAAAAUAAGAAGGAUUGCUUAAGCCAAUCAGGUCCCAUGAGCCCCGAAGACCUUACGUCCCCGAUCCGUGAAACUUCUCAAGCUCUGGGUUGUAACCAGAUGCCCAAUGCAGCUCAUCAGCCUCAGAAUAAGAACGCCCUCAUCUCGGUGUUGGAAAAUCAUCAGAAGCCGCCAGGAAAGAAGAGAGGAAGAAAGAGAAAGACAAUGGAAGACAUCUUAGCAUAUGAAGCCCGAAAGAAGAGGUCAUUGUCCUUUUUUCGUCGGAGGGUCCCGGAAAAACCAGCAAUAGUCAUUUCAGGUUCCAAGCAAAAAGAGGUUGACAUUUCAAAGAAGUACCGUAGCAUUCAGCCCAAACCAGUGUUGGUGAUGGAGGCACUUCCUCAGCUACUUAGCCUGCCUGCUAGUACUUCAGAUGGUCAAGAACCGGACCACGUACCGAGUCACCAGCUCCCUACUUCCGCUGCAGCUAAGGACCUAGAUUGUUCUCCCCAACAUCUCCCAGUCACUGUCCAUCUGAGUGGCAUGUCCCAUUCCAGAAUUCUUGGAGCUAGCCGCGCUAGCCAUCGUUGCCCCACAUGCAGCCGCUGCUUCCAGUUCAAGCAUAACCUCCAGAGCCACAUGAACCUUCACACCAACAGUCGACCGUACGUCUGCCCGGUGAGCCGCAAAGCCUAUGCGCAUUCUGGCAGCCUGAGCAGCCACAUGAAGCUUCACCAUUCUGAGGCUCCAUCUCGUAGGUCUCUGCACUGCGAGUUCUGCGAGAAGGCCUUUGGCUAUGUGGGUGUGUAUUUCAGUCAUCUGCGAGAGGUGCACAAGGUCUUGCUUACAGUGGAGCCAUCCAUUCGUCGACAUGAGGUGGACACGACUGUUGAGUGCGACAACUCCGAAGCAUCAGAUGAGCCGGAUCUUGAGGAAUCUGUCGAGCUGCAGAUUAAAUGCGGCCGCUGCCAAGUGGUCACUCUUAAUUUUGCCGACAUGAAGAUGCACCUUCUGUGUGUUCACGGGGAGGAGGUCCUGCUCCAACCUCGAGGGGAUCAACAUACUUUGGGCGGUCUGAAGGCCGAGAAAGAGCUGGUAAAACACGCCGCACAUUACUGGCGGCAGCUCAACAAGAAGCGUAACCCGGUCAAGUGUGGCAACUGCGAUGAGGAGUUCUUCUCUUUUGCGAAACUGAAGAGGCACAUGAUGCUCCACCACUGUGGAAGUGAAGGGGAGGACCACAAGAGUGUCCCAACAUCAGCAACUGUUGGGUGCCUUGGGGUACUUGCAGCAGGUUGUUCCUUCAACUGUGUACUUUGUAGCAAGGUGUUGGAUACGAAAGAAGAGGUUCUGCAGCACUGGAGGGGUCACCACCACUGUGAGCAACCAAAUUUACUGUGGGAUGCACUGAGCUCCUACUCCGGCCUGGAAGUUGAUGAGACCCACAGGGAUCUGGACACUCCGGUUCCAAGUCCACAUUAGCCUCCCGCCCCUGGCCCUACCCUUCAAAUGGCCACAGAGCUCAUUGACUGGAGCGUCAUAUUCACUCACUUGUAACUGUUAGCAAGGCAGGGAUUUCUUCUUUCUCUCAUGUUUCACAACUACUCCCAUUCUUCGGGGGCGGGGUGGAAAAAUUAUGGCAUCCAGUCGCAUUUGGUUAAAAAAGUUUGACUUUAUCAAUAUUAAUUCAAAGAUUCCACAUUUAUAAACAACAAUCUUGUUCAGUUUGUAUGUUGCACUGUUUUUGUUUUGUUUUUCAAAUGUAAUUUAAUGCUUAUUUAAAUAUUGUUUGAAUUUCAAAAGAUCUAUCAUCCCAGUAAAUAUAUGUAGUGGUAGCCAUGAAUUUAAUCUUUGUCCGGCUUGUCUGGGACUUCAACGCUUUUUCAGUCACAAAAUGAAAAUACUUGUAGAUCUCUGAGUAGUCAUAUGACAGCACCUUAGUCCACAAAAGGGUCUGGGUUAUUCUGUGGGUUAAUUCAGGAAAACAGGACUUUAUUUUAUAUUUUUUUAAACCCUGGACAUUUACAUAAUCGCAAACCAACCCAAAACUCUCUGCAUGGUGUUAGCGCCCUCAAUUGGGUAAGUGUUCAUUUUUUAUUUUUGUCGUUUGUAUAAACAGACUGUAGCUAAGAGAUUAUCUACAACGAAAGACCAUUUAAGAUGUUAGUCUCGGAUUCAUAAAGCUAAAUAUACGGAAUUUAUAUAUUGUUACUGUAAUAAAAAAUGGGCGGUAUUUAGGGUUGUACGCAGGAGUAUUUGGGCAACACUUCAGUUGGGGGAAAAAAAUAGUGAUUUACAACAAUUGUGUUGAAAUUUUAAUGAUAGUCGUUGCAAUGUAACAGCAGGAUGAUUUCAAUUGAUUCGAUAAUACAAAGUAUUGAUGAAAAUAUUUCUGGUUUGACAUGUUAACCUGACAUUGAGGUCUUCAUCAUCAACAAACCUUUGCACAUUAAAGUGAUGAUGCCCGUCUCAUUGUGCCAAAAUAUGUUUUGCUGAAAUUUGAAAGUACUGAAACUUGACAAGCCUCAUGCAACUUAUGCUAUUGUGACUUUUUCCCAACUUUAUUACUACUGUAUAUGGAUUUGUUCUUAUAUUGACAUACAUCGAGUGACAUUUCAACUUAAAAAUAAAAAUCUCCCGUAUGUCUCAAAUACUCCUCCGUAGGGUCAACUUGAACCCAACGACACACCUGACCAGCACUCCUGUGACUGCCUUGUGGCCUUGAAAAGAAAAAUUUAACUCGCAUGUGUUCCGUGGCUUCAGUUUGGUGGCCGCGACUUCUUUACUUGUCGAUUGCCAAUGAGUGUAUUCUGUGAACAUGCCAAGGUUCUCGUCACAUAAGUGAUUGUACAUUAGCGUUUCAGCUUUUAACCACUGACACGAUCCUUUGUUUUAACUCGUAAAUGUUGCCAGCUUACGUAUGCACCUGAGGAAAUCUAUUGACUCUGUUCUCUAAAGUUUAUGUACUGUUGUCCAGAAAAAUAUGCUAUUUUAUACUAGAUCCACAGGUCUUUUUCGUAUGGUCGUUAAAUGAGGUGCCGUCGAGACGUUUCUCUUCUUCAAGUCUGGUUUCUUUGUGGGACUUGAGUUUUUCAUAUGAAAAGAACAAAAAAACAGACAGGGUCAAAUGAAUGUACGUAAAUGUUAAAAGAAAUAAUUCUAGUAUCAAUAUAUAUGAUGUCAUCUAUAGAUACAAUAUAUUGUGAAAAUUCUAAAUAUAUAUAUUUACGAAUACAUUUAGAUUUGCUGCUGUUUAGUCACAACAAAACACAAAGUUGUCCUCAUAGAGAGUGUGUGUGUGUGUGUGUGUGU
This is a messenger RNA of Syngnathoides biaculeatus (alligator pipefish), 4407 nucleotides long. It is a transcript of the gene znf438, whose product is annotated as zinc finger protein 438. Gene Ontology annotation, biological process: regulation of transcription by RNA polymerase II. The record is from RefSeq and is a predicted model, not a curated record. Gene Ontology annotation, cellular component: nucleus. Bases 226 to 2577 code for a protein of 783 amino acids. The transcript is spliced from 4 exons. NCBI's taxonomy places the organism in Eukaryota, Metazoa, Chordata, Actinopteri, Syngnathiformes, Syngnathidae. Gene Ontology annotation, molecular function: DNA-binding transcription factor activity, RNA polymerase II-specific; RNA polymerase II transcription regulatory region sequence-specific DNA binding.